AUGACAACGUCUAGAAGGCGUUCCGCUGCCGUCAAAGACGAAAUGGAAACCGCGAAUGAAAAAAUAUCUACAUCAAAAAGGCCUCAAUCAAGAAGAUCAACUACUCCUGUACCUAAUGAAUCAAAAACUGGGAAAGAAGAAAUAGCAGCAGAUGCUGCAGACACUGAGGAGAUUGAUGCCAAUGCCGAAAUUGAAAAAGUAGUUAAAAGACCCUUCAAAUUGAUCAAUAAUCUUCCUAUCUCUGAUUCUAGGCCAAUUUACAGUAAGAUAAGGAAUCCAUUAUCGAUUAAAGAUAGCGCAAUCUUGUAUACUAGCUUGCAAACAUCAAGACAGUUUUGGAUAGAGGGAAACUUCUUUGAACUAUACUGGUCAAAAGCUCAAGAAAGACAACAGAAAUACGCCAAUUCCAAGAUAGAGGCACAGCAGGGAAAACCAGAUAAAAAAAUCAAAGUUGAAGAAGAGGAAGAAGAUGAAGAAGAAGAUGACGAAUCGAAACAAGAAAAAAGAUCGAACAUCAGGGACCGUAUGAAUAAAUUAUGCGAUUGCUCAAUGGUUGUUGGUCCACAUUUAUUCGAUGUUAGAUUGUUCAUUCUAAAAAAUGAUGAAAUUGAAAAGCAAUAUGAAAUAUCUAUGAAGCAGAAAAAGGAGAUAAAACUUCAAAAAAGAUUGGCUAGAGAAGAGGACAUGAAAAAGAAGCUGGAACUUAAGCAGAAAAAAUUAGAGGAAGAUAGAGAACGACAAUUAAAAGCAGUCCAGGAAGUAAAACCAGAUUCAGGGGACAUGAAUAACUUACAACCAGCAAAUAAGAAUGAUUUGAAGCCAACGGGAUCGGUUAGUAAUGAUUCAAAACAAAUGACAGGCAGCAGUGAUCUGAAACCAAUAUCAGCAGUUAAUAAUAAUCCAACACCUGUUGUGGCGAAUAAUGGCCUAAAACCAGUCAUUAAAAAUGGUAGUCAGCUGAAUAUAGUACUGCCAAAUAAUAAUGCUCCUAAAACAUUAACAGAAAAAGCUAAUGACCCAAAACCAGUCACAUCUGAUAAUAAUGAGCUGGGAACACCAUCAUCAAAUAAUAAUGAUAAUAGCUCCAAGGUAAUAUCAACAAAUAAUAACAAAAACUCAACCCCAAGCACAGCAAACAACAGUGCUCUUCAAAUCUCAUCAUCUAACAGCGACAAAUCAAAAGAAACGUUCGUAGGCAACAGUGACUCAAAGCAAAAUACAGCAGAUAAGAUUAGCCGACCAGUAGCCGAUGCUAGCCCAAUUAACCCGGUAACUAAGGAUAGCCCAAAUGGACUCAAACCAGCGAACCCAAAUUUGACAGGUGUUUCCAAUAUAAAACUCAUUCCUGCAUCGAAUGCUCAGACCAGUGAAAGUAACAAGGCUAACAGUGGUUUUGGCAAUACUGUUAGCUCAACAACACAGGCACCAACAAAAACAUCGAGCAUUCCAAUAACCAAUGGAUCCAAUAAUAGUACAUCUAAUAUUCCUGUGAAACCCAGCACGCAAACUUUGCAAACGCAGCCAUCCGCAUCCUUGGCUCCAAAACCACAAAAACAGCCUGUUGCAAAAUCUAGACCUUCCAAUGACAUCAUGCAAAGCCCGGAAAAUACGAUUAUGAUUCGUAACUUGAACUCUAUUGCGAGAAUUGAUCCAUAUUUAGAUGCAUUGAUGAAAAUUGUGGCUUCUGGCAAGUCCUCACCUCAACAAAUUCAUGAAUUCCAAGGCUAUAUAAAAAAGGCUAGAGAUAUGGGCAGACGAGGUAUUGAUGACCCAAGAAUUUUUUUUGAAAUGAUUGAGAUAGAAGCUAAACAAGAAGCAUCAAAGAAGUUGAAUAAUGCAAAUUUAUGGCCAGGAAAUAAUGGGUCUUCAACAUCACGAGGGCAAUCAAUAUCUCUGCCAAAGCCUGUUGGACGUCCGAAGAAAAUAAAAGAGCCUAAACCACCCAAAGAACCAAAAGUGAAGAAAGUAAAACCACCAAAACCCGAACUGUCUAAAGAGCUUAAAUUGACAGCCUUUCAAGAAAGAUAUUUAAAGGAUGCUGAUUUAGUGUUUGAAUAUAGUGAAGUUCCAACUGAAAGAUUUAGAAUUCCUAAAGAAUCUAUUAUUGAGGAGGUAGGAGGAAAUAAGCUCUUAAUAUCUUUUAUAAUGAUUGAAGACAAGAGGUCUAAAGAACUUUUGAAAGAGCUUACUGAAAUAGAGGAAAAAAAAGAGAAGGAAGAGAAAAUUAGGAAGGAGGAAGAACAAAAGAAAAAUGAGGAGGAGGAAAAGAUGAAAAAUGAAAAUAAGAAGAUGAAGAACGAAAAUGAAGAUGUUGUGAUGAAGAACGAAAAUGAGGAUGUGGUUAAAGAUGACAAGAAGGAACUCGAAAAGAAUAACGAGGAAAAGAACGCAGAUAAACAAGUUGGAGGUAUUCUGGAGAAGACGAAAGCACCAUCUUCUAAAGAUGUGGACGAUAAUAAUGAAUCUUUGAAGAAUGAACAAGACAGAGAUGAGGACAUGAAGGAUGCUAAUGAGCAUCCCAAAAAGGAUGAAAUUAAGGAAUCCAAAAAGGAUGAUCUGAAAGAAGAUGAUGAAGAAGUUGACAAAAAAAAAGACAAAGAAGCUGAUGAAGAAGGCGACAAAGAAAUUGUGGAUGGUAAAAGUACUGGAGAAAAAAAACAGGAUGAAGAUAAAGGAAAAGGUAAGAAGAAACCAGGCAGAAGAAAAGCAAAGAAAAGAUUUGUCCCAAGGAAGAGCAGAAGACUUGCAUCCAAGGAAAAGAAGCAGAACAAUCCUAUUGAUUCGGAUUCAGAUGACGAGUCGGAAAACGAGACCUCCGAAGGAUAUGAAAACGAGGAAAAUUCAGGGAAUAAUGAAGACAAAAAUAAGGAAUUUAUUAAAUACAUCACUAUGACUGUGAUGCUCCAGGAUGUUCCUGCUAGGUUCAUGGAGUUGAUUCGGAAUAGUUUCAUCGACCAGGAAAAAGUCUAUAAGAAGAUGGAACUAAUAAUUGCGAAUGGUAUAAAAACUCCUUCAUAUUACUUGUGGUACACUGUUGAUGGUUUACAAGAUGAAAACAUAUCAGAAAAGUUGAGAAAAAACCUUAUGGAUGCUGAAAAUGCAAAAGAAAAGAAAAAGUAUAAUAAAGCUCCAAAGCAGGUCCCCGCAAUUUUGACUAGUGGUAUUGGAGGAACACCAAACUCGACCUUAAAUAAGAAGGAACAAGAAACCUCAAAUACACCAACAACAGAAGCUCCAAACUCAGCAGCAAAUCCUAAUGUACUGGGAACUUCAAGCUCUAUCAAGAUCGAGGAAUCUAAUGAUUAG
Molecule: messenger RNA, 3306 nt
Organism: Saccharomycopsis crataegensis
Lineage: Eukaryota; Fungi; Ascomycota; Saccharomycetes; Ascoideales; Saccharomycopsidaceae
Product: Swc3 protein
Exons: 1
Coding region: 1-3306 (1101 amino acids)
Biological process (GO): chromatin remodeling
Cellular component (GO): Swr1 complex
Molecular function (GO): ATP-dependent H2AZ histone chaperone activity
Source: RefSeq, a predicted model, not a curated record